CCAAAUUCAUCGAGAAAAAAUUGUUUUAACCUUCCGUCGGUUUGCACUUUUAUUAUCUCCCUCGCAAAACGCUAAACGCGCGAGCACGCCGCUAAUUGUGGUGCGGUGGCCACGACGUAUAGGGAUUGAAUUUACGGAACGUAAACCGUGGCGGCGGACCGGUGACUGUCACGUUGAAGCUGCUGACGUUGAAAGUUUCGAUCGUGGGGGGGAACAAUGCGUCUUGGUUAGAAAUCCGUCGAUCCCGCACAGCUGUAUCGAUUUAAAAGUGCGCUUUAAUUUAAUAUAGGAACGCCACGAUUGUCGGACGAUUAUUGACGGCGCGAUAAUGCACACGUUCCUAACACGAGGAAAUGCUAUCGUGGCAUAUACGUUAAGCGUGUCGGCAUGCCUCACAUUUUGCUGUUUCCUCUCGACAGUAUUUAUCGAUUACAGAGCGAACGCGACGUUAAACACGGUUAAAGUUGUCGUGAAAAAUGUACCAGAUUACAGUGCAUCGAGAGAGAAAAACGACCUGGGUUACUUGACUUUUGAUCUACAGACUGAUCUCACUCCAUUAUUUAACUGGAAUGUUAAGCAAUUGUUCUUAUACCUCACGGCAGAAUAUCAGACAGAAAAUAAUGAAUUCAAUCAGGUAGUACUAUGGGAUAAGAUAGUUCUUCGUGGAGAUAAUGCUGUACUCGACUUCAAGAAUAUGAACACGAAAUAUUACUUUUGGGAUGACGGCAAAGGCCUCAGGGGGAAUAAGAAUGUAACGUUAACAUUGUCCUGGAACAUUAUUCCAAACGCUGGAUUGUUACCUAGUGUUAAUGCUCUUGGGUCUCACACUUUUGCAUUCCCGUCUGAAUACACAACGUUGCGCGUAUAACGCAUAUUUAAAUGUAUAUGUGUUAUGAUUGUGUAUAAAUAUGAUUUUGUAAGACUCUUAUUUAAAUUGCAUAAAAUUCGUGUACAAUAAACAACGUUUAUUUCUUCA
Molecule: messenger RNA, 976 nt
Organism: Wasmannia auropunctata (little fire ant)
Lineage: Eukaryota; Metazoa; Arthropoda; Insecta; Hymenoptera; Formicidae
Gene: Spase22-23
Product: signal peptidase complex subunit 3
Exons: 5
Coding region: 329-868 (179 amino acids)
Biological process (GO): protein targeting to ER
Cellular component (GO): membrane; signal peptidase complex
Source: RefSeq, a predicted model, not a curated record